Messenger RNA from Phasianus colchicus (ring-necked pheasant), 4895 nucleotides. Lineage: Eukaryota; Metazoa; Chordata; Aves; Galliformes; Phasianidae. The record is from RefSeq and is a predicted model, not a curated record.
UGUGGGGGCGCCGCGGCGCUGCAGAGUGGGGGCAGAAUGAGAUUGCUGGGCGUUGGGGGCACGGCACGAGGAUACCGGGGACAAUAAGGGUGCCUGGCUGGAAGUCCUCGCUGCCCGUUGCACCCUUCUGCAAACCUCUGCCCCUCCCAGCGCCCACCUCCACCUCUGUGAGCCAGGUGGAUGCGCACAGCUGCUCCUGUUUGCUUUCCUUUCAUGGGUCCCUGCCUUUAUAUCCUCUGUGGCACUGGUGACUUGUUUGCCUGUUCUGUGUUUUGUUCUGUAACACUCAGCCCUUGUUACUGCUGAACCGCCCCCGGCGGAGCACUCCGGGCGAUAGCAGCAUUGCUGUUGAGCUCUGUGCAGCCCUCGUGCUGCUCGGCUCGCUGACACGUGGCAGUGCUCUCCCAUAGCCCAUGGCUCUGCCAUUCACGGCUGUGUGCCCUAAGCUGUCCCCAUGUCCCUGCAGCCACUCCGAAGUACCACUUCUUUUGCCCAGCACGUGCUGCAGCGUUUGAGUGCAUGGCACAAAUCCAGUGCAUUAUUUUUAGAGCAAUUUAAAUAUCCUCACAGCAGCUUUGUUGAACCAUUGUCUCUUUGACUGCGACUUUGCAUUAAUAAGGAAUGAUAAAGCCCCAUGAAACCUCUUAGGGUCUCCUUAACCAGUUGGUCCGUGGGUAUCUAAUCACCAUCUCGUCACAUUGCUCUGCAGCAUUUUCAGUCUCUUAAUUUCUGUUAUAAAUGAGCCACGGCCUUCUCACCAAGUGCUGGUUCUGGAGAAGUUCAGAUGGAGUAAAACACAGCUCACAGGAGUAUUUUUGGAACAAAAUUCCGCUGCUAAAUCAUGGCUUCUUUGUAGAAGGCUGUCUUUGUCCGUGUUGUCCAUGAAAGUAAAGACAUGAUCUGUGCAGGUGGAAGGGCAGGGAAGAGGCAUUUUGUUGCUUCUGUCUUAGGGACCCCUUUUGCAGAAGGACAGCUGGGACAAUUGGGGCACUCAGUCAUUAGCAGGGUAGGAAGGGCAUUUCAGCAAGCACUGGAAUGCUGCUAGCUGUGUGGUUACAAAUGAAGAAAGGUGUGUAAAGUGUUGCAAGGUGGGCUGUGUGAUUUGAGCAGUGGCUUGCCAUCAUUUCUCCCUUUGCUGUAUAUUUUCUGCACCUUCAGGAAGGGCUGCAGUGCAAAUGUCUGAACUGGGUGCAUGCUGCAGGCUUGGGGCGCUGAGUUCUGUGCUUUUAACCUCUGAGUCAGGAACAGGGAGAGGCUGAAAGAGAAGGUGUGACUCUUGCUACGAAUGCUGCUUUGGCCAGGUUGGUGUUGGAGCUCUGUUCAUAUGGGCAGUUUCUGGACACACACCUUUCCCAACUGCAGUGUUUGGAUGUGAUUUGCUGUCUGCUGCCAUUGGAGACAGCUGUAAGGAAAGCAAAGUGGCCACACAUGGUACCCCAUAGCAAGGGGCAAGGAGCAGGACUGUUGUGCUGUGGGACGCGUUGGGGUUUCACUCCUCAGCUUUGGGAAAGGGCUGGGAGCAGCAGCCAGCGCCUGGCCAGGGCACCUCUGUGUGGAACUGGUUAUUUUGCAGAAAUUUCAGCUCGUUCCAGGCCGGGGCAUGUCAUGGCAGAAAAUGUGAAGUUGUUAGAGCAUGGCUAACCUGUUUUUGUCUCUUUCGUUUUGUUCUCUUUUGCUUCAUCCUGGAUGUCUAAAAGGACAGUUGGAACCAAUAAAUGAGGGUCUGCUCGCUAGAAUCUCGGAUCUCUUGCUGUGCCGGUGGACUUGUAGAAAUUGUUGUCAGAAGUGUUUCGACUGUAGCUGUUGUCAAACAAAUGAAGAUGAAGUUGAAAUCCUGGGACCUUUUCCUGCUCAGACUCCAGCCUGGCUGAUAAGCAGCCAAAAUGAGGACAAAAAUGGAGACUCUGAUAAUACAAUCAGUGACCUGCCUCCCACUCAUCAGGAUGUUUCCCCUGACAGAAGGCGGUCGUCUUCAGAUACAUCACGGUCCACUUACAGCCUCACCAGGCGGAUUUCAAGUUUAGAGUCAAGGAGGCCAAGUUCUCCGUUAAUUGACAUUAAACCUAUUGAGUUUGGAAUAAUAGGAGCCAAGAAAGAAAUAGUUCAGCCAACUAUCCUGCGGAAAACCUAUAGUCCAGAUGACUAUUUUAGAAAAUUUGAACCAAGACUGUACUCUCUUGACUCAAAUAGUGAUGAUAUGGACUCCUUGACAGAUGAGGAAAUCUUAUCCAAGUACCAGCUGGGCAUGCUGCACUUCAGCACUCAGUACGACCUGCUGCACAAUUACCUGAUAGUGCGAGUCAUUGAGGCCAAGGAUCUGCCUCCCCCCAUUUCGUACGACGGCUCAAGGCAAGAUAUGGCUCACUCCAACCCCUACGUGAAGAUCUGCCUGCUUCCAGACCAGAAGAACUCCAAACAGACCGGAGUUAAGCGCAAAACUCAGAACCCAGUGUUUGAAGAGAGGUACACGUUUGAAAUCCCAUUUUUAGAAGCCCAGAGAAGAACUCUGCUCUUAACUGUAGUGGAUUUUGACAAAUUCUCGCGCCACUGUGUCAUUGGCAAAGUGUCAAUGCCCUUGAGUGAUGUAGACCUUGUGAAAGGCGGACACUGGUGGAAAUCCCUUGUUCCUAGUUCUCAGAAUGAAGUUGAGCUGGGGGAGCUGCUGUUGUCACUAAACUACCUGCCCAGCGCAGGAAGGCUGAAUGUGGACAUCAUUAGAGCAAAACAGCUUCUUCAGACAGACAUGAGCCAAGGUUCAGAUCCUUUUGUGAAAAUUCAGCUUGUUCAUGGAUUGAAGUUAACAAAAACCAAGAAAACCUCCUGCAUGCGGGGGACGAUAGAUCCCUUCUACAAUGAGUCCUUCAGCUUCAAGGUUCCCCAAGAAGAACUGGAAAAUGCCAGCUUGGUGUUCACAGUGUAUGGGCACAACGUGAAGAGCAGCAAUGACUUCAUCGGGCGGAUCGUCAUCGGUCAGUACUCCACAGGUGCUCCCGAGUCCAACCACUGGCGCCGGAUGCUCAAUGCACACCGGACGGCUGUGGAGCAGUGGCACAGCCUGCGCUCACGGGAGGAGUGCGACCGCGUCUCCCCGGCAUCCCUGGAGGUGACAUGAGGUGUGGCACCUGUGGCGGCCAAACCAAACAGGCGGGCAAGGCAGGGAAAAAACUCCAACCUCCAAAUCACCCAACCUCACUCCCACCCCACGGCAGCGCCAUUGGACCGAAGCAGCUGCCGGUACCCACCUGGCUGCGUUGGCCUUUGUGCAAACCUCUGCAGCGCCAACCGUGUCCCGCCGCGUCCUGUGCCAGCGGCUCCUCGGUGGCACCGGCCGCCUGACUGGCCGGACCCAUUGCUCCCUGCGCCCGGCACCGCUCUGCUGUUUCAGUGACAGAGCAGCAGGUGGCAGGUGGAGGUGCCACAGGACAUGCCAAGAUGGGGAAGAGUUCUGAGUUGCGUCCGCUCUCCUUACGAUCCAAAUCCAUGACUUGUCCUCUCGGAGAUCUACGUACCUGUGUGCUCUCGUUGGUGAACAUCAUAAUUAGGCUAGGAUGUUUUUUUUAAAUGGUAGAAGCUGUGGUGAAGUCGAUUCUGGCUCCAGUUUUGUCCUUGUAUUUGUUUCAACAGAAUUAAGCUCCUGUUAAUACGUGGCUGCACACACAGACCUUGCUGUGCGGGGCCGACGUGCUGCCAGCAGCGGAGCCUGCCGCUCUUCAUAGCAGUUCGUGUGCGUCCAGUAGAUACUGUGAUGAUAUAGCGAGUAAAUGUCUCCAGUAGCAUUUAUACUUCUCGAUCCUUCCCAGUGUUGAGUAAAAGAAACCUGCUGUGGGUAUUUCUGCAGUUAAGAAUGCCCCCAAUGCACACUUUUACUUCCCUGAUAGACUGCAGUGACUCCUUCUAUGUUGUGUGUGUUUACUGAGGUAGUUUUCCAGGUCAGCACAUGAAUGUAGGUGUGGUCAAGCUGUCCUGUUGGUUGCUUCUGUACAUUAUUUUUUUUUUUUCCACGGCAUAUUGUCUGGUAUAAUGCAGAUUGUAUAUUUAUUGAAAAUAAAAAUCUAUUUAAUUGUGCCACGCACCCUGAGGUGGUAACUGUUAGCAGAAUUCAUUCUUGUGUUGAGCUCAGUUAUGUUUAUGGUGCUAGGAAAGACAAGCCAGAAGGUUGGAGCAGGACCUUUCUUACUGCAGGUGAACCCAGAGUUAUUUUGGGGAGCAGACCUGGAGCUGGCACAGCCCUGCCUGCACGGUGGCCAAGAGCCCCAUUCCGUGCUGGGUGCAUUCCCAGUCAGAGCACCCUGGAGAGGCAGAAUAUGAUAAGAGUGCCUGCAUGGGACUGCAGGUCACUGUGCUCUGCAGGAGCUGCCCCCAAAUUAUUACAUAUUGUAAAAGUUGUUUUUUCGGGGUGGUGGUGGUUGUUGUUGCUUUUUAACCAGCAUCAUGUCUGUAGGAAAAUCUGUAUCUUGCUUUCAGCCCAUUCACAACUCAUACUGGAGGGAUGGCAUCCACAAGAGAGCAGGAUUUGGUGCACUCCCAGUAAAAGCUGUAAAUUUAGAUUGGUUGCUAAGAAUUAGAAGGGAACGGCACUGACUGUGUUCCCAAGAAGUAUGCCCAGUGCUGUCUGGAGGCAUAAAUGGGAAAUGGAGUGGGGCCACAGAGUUUUAUAGCACGUGUGUAUGUUCUGUUCCCUUACCUGUAUGCUGAUACUAGGAAAUGACUUAAUACAAUGUUGUGUUAUUCUUUUUAAAAUCUGAAGUUUGUUUCCAAACACAGUUCUGACCACAGAAAGGAGACAUUCUGGAGCUUCCAUCGCAUCUCUGCUUGUUGCUGGAGGUUUCCUCGUGUUGCAGGACGGCACGAGCACGGCGUGGAGCUGGCAGGUGGGCGGCAGAGUGAGCGAAGCA